This is a messenger RNA of Babesia sp. Xinjiang, 3549 nucleotides long. RefSeq names its product Calcium-independent phospholipase A2-gamma. Gene Ontology annotation, cellular component: membrane. The coding region runs from base 1 to 3549 and encodes 1182 amino acids. Gene Ontology annotation, molecular function: glycerophospholipase activity. Gene Ontology annotation, biological process: fatty acid metabolic process. The transcript has a single exon. The record is from RefSeq and is a predicted model, not a curated record. NCBI's taxonomy places the organism in Eukaryota, Apicomplexa, Aconoidasida, Piroplasmida, Babesiidae.
AUGUGGUUUAUGUUGUCGGUGAAACAAAUCCUGCUAACCCUCGUUUGCCUGGGGAUUCUUAGCAGAUGGCAGUCGCCGCAGGGUACCCUAUUGUUACCCUCCUUGGUUGCUUCCGCGGAGAAAGUAAACACACCGGCCUUCGUCACCACUUCUGCGGCACUUCGUAGAACUUCAAAGGGUGAUGAAGACACCAACAAAGAACACAAGUAUCGCGCGGUGCUGAAGGAGGAACAAAAGAGUAUUGACUCACCAGACAAACCAGAUGACGCCAGUGUAGCAGAAACAACUUCAGAAGGAGACACUAUACCUGAUGAUCUUUCUACGGUUGGCUCUUCAUCUGAAAUUACAUUACAAAACGAGUGUUCCAGUGCCAUGGCACAUAUCGAAGAACUCCUAUUACGCAACGGUUCAUCAAAAGACAUAACCAAUAAACAUGUCGCUCUAAACACACUCAGGUUAAUUGUUCAAACUUAUCCAACCUGCAUUAGAAAACUACAACAGGAGACAAUCGAUGCAUUUUCGGAACUCCUACAGCAACGCUUUAAAAGGAAUUUUUGGCAGCGCUUGCGCAGCUGCCUAGGGCGUCAAACUCCAUUGAAACUGCACAGACGCGCAUUAAUCGAGGCCAAUGUUCUAACCAUUUUACUAGAAAUUUCAAGGCGUAAUGCAAAGCUACGGAAAUACAUGGCGCAAAACAAAAACUUAAGGAAUACUUUGCUGAGAAUAUAUUUCUCAGGAUACAAGGGACGCAAGAAAGGCGAUGCUUCGGAGGGGAAGGCGAAAAAACACUCUGAAACUGCAACUGACAACUCGACGGGGGACUCCACCGAUAAAGACCAGGGACAUAACACAGACACACAUAAAGAUGCAAUCAGUCAAAGCGACGACACCAAACAUUCGGUAUGGAGUGCCAAAUAUUUGGUACGCGAGCUAUUCCGAAGCUUCGGAUACGCAAACUACAACUCAAUUGUGUCCCAAUAUGAAAAAUUACGUGCUACCGCGGGACUAGGAGAAAAUGCGUGUUACGAUGUACAAAACUUUAUCAUGCGAGAUAAAACCGAUAAUGAGGAUUCGACAACAAACGAUGAGUUGGAGGAGUCGCAAACCUCCAACUCAGAAGAUAGUUCCUUGAACGGUGACGAUUCGCAACUUUUAUGGGUACCAUAUUGCCUUGCGGAUGAUGCCGAUCCAGUGAAGGCACUGAGGCGCAACAUGCGUAUUAAUUUGGGACCUGAACUUGCGGAAUCUGUAAAUUUAGACGCCCUUUGUGAACUGACUGUAGACAAGCAUGAAAGCCCCAAGGAACCCUUGACAUUCGGUGUGGUAGUCUUAUGCAAAGCCACAGCAUCAGGUGCAAUCAGCUGCGCUCCGAAUAUACCCUCACCUGCGGAUGCCAGCACAACACCACUGACAGCAAAAGGAGGCGAAGAAUAUAAGGUGGUAUCAAAUAUCAUAUUAGGCAGAUCAGAGCUUAUUAAUGGUGUAAAAUUGGCCACACAACUGAUGCAACAGCUUGUGCAUACCGAUACUUUGUAUGCUGCUAACGAUAUCAUCAGCGAGCUGUGGACCUUGGUUGCAUCAGGAGACACUGAGGUCAUCGAAGUGGUACAUCAGAACCUCGACCUUGACUUUUUAACAGAUGUACUGAAUCGCACGUUGUUGUUUAGCGAUGUUGAUGAUCUAGAUGUUGUUCCACCUGCGGAUGAAGACGAAAAAUCAAUAAUUGCCAAAUUUUUUGUCGUUUUUAGAAACAUUUGGGGAUCUGUAAAACGGUGCAUGAACAAGGUUGUACCUGUUAAAGAUUCCUUAAAUUGCAAUAGAUUUUUAACUAAUGAAUUUGGAACUACGGAUGUCUUUAAGACAAACAAUGAUGAUUCCACGGGAAGCAUUCCACCUUCAUCAUCCUCAGAGGAGGAAGCGUCAGUGCUUGCAACAUUGGCAAAUGCUAAAAUCGCUAGGCGACUACAAACCGCAAUAUUUGGACUCCUUAUCGACAUGGUAUAUUUCCAUGGAGCACGCAGUUUGGCGACGAUUACGAAAUGUUCUGCAUUUGUAGAUGCAAUGAAGGCAGUGAGAGAGACGUUCCCUGAGCCCGCAAAACUAAUACAGGCAGUGGAUGAACACAACAAACGUGUGGCACCUCUGGUUGACCGUAGGCGCUUCGAUCCUCGCAAGAAAACCAGUGCGAUUCGUAGACCCGUACUCAACGUUGACCAGACUACAAUGGAAAACCUACGGUGGCGUGAUCGCGACGAAUACGGUAAUCCAGAGAUGCCUUACUCCCAAUGGGAAGAAGAGAGUUGGAUGAGACAACGAACUGUGCCUACCUCGGCAUUAGGACCCUUCGUCAACGGUCAUAAACUUUUGAAUAUGCUCGGACACCACGAUCAAACCCGAAUAAAGGGACGUGGUCUACGUAUUCUUAGCAUUGACGGAGGGGGUUCAAAGGGUGUGGUAACUCUGGAAAUUCUUGCGGAAUUAGAAGAGAAGUUAGGCAAACCGCUUUACGAGGCAUUCGACUUCAUUGUUGGAACGUCAUGUGGAGGGAUUAUAGGUGCGCUUCUAGCACUGGAAAGGUCACGGGUCUCUGAGAUACAGACACAUUUCGACAAAAUGCUGGCGGAGGUCUUCAAAACCGAUUCCUACCACAGCAGAGGGAAACGUAUGAUCACUCAACAUGCUUACUACGACGAGAAAGUGCUAUAUAAUGUGUUAAAGAAGACUUUCGGACCAUCUGAGUUAAUCGACUAUUCUGUUGAUCCAGAUUGUCCCAAAUUCUGCUGCCUUUCUGUGCAAUUCGACAUCUACCCCUUCAAGCCCAUAGUAUGGCGCAACUACAAUUACCAUCCAAAAUUAUCAUCGGUUAAAAACGCAUCCAAGCUUCAUGAUGGGUCAUUUGCUAUCGGUACAGCGGAUGCACUUCGUGCGACCACUGCAGCGCCUACAUACUUCCCUUUGAUGGAAGUAAACGGAGCGUUAUAUGCCGAUGGUGCACUAUACGCAAAUAACCCGAGCAUGGUCGGUCUUAUCGAAGCCACGUUAGCGUACCCGGAUAUUCCGAUAGAUUGUAUGGUCAGUAUCGGUAACGGUGACUGGCACGAAGAUAUCUUCCCGGGAGAAAGUAAAGACAUGGUGGAGCGCGUGAGUGCUAAUCUAGGUGAAAAUAAGGAUUGCCUCCUUGAUGUGGUGGCUGAUGUCAUCGAUGCAAAAGAUGUUAUACUUAACUCACCAGGCACGCCGCCUAAAUGCCCAUCACCCUCGGUAGGACUGGAAAGGAUGCUCCAACAUCUGAUAUUCUCUGCUACAGACACCGAGAUGGUGCAUCUAUCGCUGCAAGAGCUCAUGGACAAGAACAAAUACUUCAGGAUCAACCCGCCGAUCCCGCUCGUGGGUAUGGCGGAGGUGGACCCUGAGGUGUUGUCCGACAUCAAGGAGAGGGCACAACGGUUCAUGGCUGAAAAACAACAGCAGGAUGUUCUAAAGAAAAUAAGAGAGGUAAUGCUGCCUAAGGCGGAGGUAAAGUCGGCCAAAGCGUCGAAAGAUUCGUAA